GAGGGCGGGGCCGGAGCUGGGCCCGCUGAUUGGCGGCGGCGGCGGAGCUGGCUCCCUCUCGGCUGCCGCCCAGCUCCGCGCUCCCUCAUCUGUCUGGCCCUGCAUCCGCCGCCGCCGCCGCCGCCGCCGCUCCCCUCGGCUCCCCUCGGCUCCCCUCGGCCCCCGGCUCGGCCCGGGCCCCCUCCCCUUCCCGCCGCCGCCAUGAGCACCAGCCUCCGCUACAAGAGCAAGCUGGUGAACCCAGUGGAGGAGAAGCAGGACCAUGACAAGCAGUACGUGGGCUUUGCCACGCUGCCCAACCAGGUGCACCGCAAGUCAGUGAAGAAGGGAUUCGACUUCACGCUCAUGGUCGCGGGGGAGUCGGGCCUGGGGAAGUCGACCCUGGUAAACAGCCUGUUCCUGACGGAUCUCUACAAGGACCGGAAGCUGCUCAAUGCGGAGGAGAGAAUCAACCAAACAGUGGAGAUCCUGAAGCACACAGUGGACAUCGAGGAGAAGGGCGUGAAGCUGAAGCUGACCAUUGUGGACACGCCGGGCUUUGGGGAUGCCGUCAACAACACCCAGUGCUGGAAGCCCAUCACGGACUACGUGGACCAGCAGUUCGAGCAGUACUUCCGAGACGAGAGCGGCCUCAACCGCAAGAACAUCCAGGACAACCGAGUCCACUGCUGCCUCUACUUCAUUUCUCCCUUCGGGCACGGGUUGCGGCCCGUGGACGUGGAGUUCAUGAAGGCCCUUCACGAGAAAGUGAACAUCGUCCCCCUCAUUGCCAAAGCCGACUGCCUGGUCCCGGGAGAGAUCCGAAAGCUGAAGGAGCGGAUCCGGGAAGAGAUCGACAAGUUUGGGAUUAAGGUCUACCAGUUCCCAGAGUGUGACUCGGAUGAGGAUGAGGAGUUCAAGCAGCAGGACCGAGAGUUAAAGGAGAGCGCCCCCUUUGCUGUCAUAGGCAGCAACACCGUGGUGGAGGCCAAGGGCCAGCGCGUCCGGGGACGGCUCUAUCCCUGGGGCAUCGUGGAAGUGGAGAACCAGGCUCACUGCGACUUCGUGAAGCUCCGGAACAUGCUGAUCCGGACGCACAUGCACGACCUGAAGGACGUGACCUGCGAUGUGCACUACGAGAACUACCGGGCGCACUGCAUUCAGCAGAUGACCAGCAAACUGACCCAGGACAGCCGCAUCGAGAGCCCCAUCCCCAUCCUGCCCGUGCCCACCCCAGACACAGAGACGGAGAAGCUGAUCAAGAUGAAGGAUGAGGAGCUCAGGCGGAUGCAGGAGAUGCUGCAGAAGAUGAAACAGCAGAUGCAGGACCAGUGAUGCAGGCGCAGUCCCUCGUCCGGCUCCCCACGUGGGGGUGAGGAGGCCCGGCCCUCCUCACUGCCCGGGGGCUCCCCCAGGAGGGACCCCCUCACCAGACCCCUAAUUUAUUCUCAGCCCGUGCCGGCCCCCAGCAGGGCCAGGUGCCCCCGUGUGACUCAGGCCUCCCGGACUAGCCCCCCCCCCCCCAGGCUUGGGUGGUGAGGACCGGGACUGGGCUCAGCCCACCCCUCCCCCAUCGGGGGCCUCGCCAGCCCUGCCCCGGCCCCAGCUCUUUGUGCCUCCCCAGCCUCGUAAGGACCAAGGCCCUCUCCCGGGCCCCACUCCCCGUCAGCCUGGCCUGAGGCUCCCUGCAGACCUGGGGGCUGGGGCGGUCAGGCCCCCCCUUCCUUCCUCCUGGGGUCCCCUUCUCCCCCCUGCUGGGAAGGGGGGGGACUAUGGUGCAGGCAGAUAAGGGCUAUGUGGCUCCCUUCCCCCCCUCCCCCCGCCAGCCCUGCCCAUCCGGGGACGGGAAAAGCCAGAGGACUUCUAGGGACAUGGGACUUACUGCCAGAAGCCGCCUUGAGGCCCCGGGGGUGUCCGGGCCCCUCAUUCACAAAUGAGUCCUUGGCGCACAGAGAGCUGGGCCUGGAGCCGGGAAGACCUGAAUUCAAAUACUGCUGCAGAAACUCCCCAGCUGGGUGACUUUGGACAAGUCUCUUAACCUCGUCCUACCUCAGUUUCCUUAACUGUAAAAUGGGGAAAGUGAUAACACCCCCUGUUGUUGGGAGGUUCGUGAAUCAUAUUUAUGAACCUAAAAGCACUAGAGAAAUGCUAGCUGGUAUUGUUACAGAUGGGGAAACUGAGGCUCAGAGACAGAGGGAUCAUAGGUACAGGAAGCAGGAUUUGAAUCCAGGUCAUCUUGCUCCACAUCCUCCUCCCAUGGACCCCACCCCCCAUCAGCACCUCGGCCCAGAGCCCCGUCCCCAGCACUCACGCUCACGGCUUGGCUUCUGCCCAUCUGAGGCUCAGGUCGGGGACGCCUGGGAGGGUGGGGGCAGCAGGAGCCCCCGAAUCCUCCCUCUGGCAGCUUCCAGGGCUCUUUCCAUGCUGAGCCUCCCGGGCUCCUUGGGCCUCUGGCUCUCCCCUAGAUGGGGUAGCCUGGGAGGCCAGAGGGAGAGAGGGGGGAGAUUGUCCACCAGGCCAGCCCUCCAUGACCCUGCCAGCCCCC
Molecule: messenger RNA, 2524 nt
Organism: Sarcophilus harrisii (Tasmanian devil)
Lineage: Eukaryota; Metazoa; Chordata; Mammalia; Dasyuromorphia; Dasyuridae
Gene: SEPTIN5
Product: septin 5
Exons: 12
Coding region: 202-1314 (370 amino acids)
Biological process (GO): regulation of exocytosis; cytoskeleton-dependent cytokinesis
Cellular component (GO): synaptic vesicle; septin ring; cell division site
Molecular function (GO): GTP binding; GTPase activity; molecular adaptor activity
Source: RefSeq, a predicted model, not a curated record